CGCCCCUCCCCCUCCAUGUCCUCCUCUCCACCUUACUCCGCAACCCUCUGCCUAACAGCCUAUCCUGGACGAACACUGGGGGACACAAACGCAGAUGGUGAGAUCACAUCCAAGCCCCUGGUGCUGUUCCUGGGCCCCUGGAGUGUGGGCAAGUCCUCCAUGAUCAACUACCUCCUUGGUUUGCAGGACACCCCUUACCAGCUGUACACAGGCGCCGAGCCAACGACCUCCGAGUUCACCGUCAUCAUGCACGGCGAGAAGAUUCGCUCCGUGGAGGGCAUCGUCAUGGCGGCGGACAGCUCGCGCUCCUUCUCGCCCCUGGAGAAGUUUGGUCAGAACUUCCUGGAGAAGUUGAUUGGCAUCGAGAUGCCGCACAAGCUGCUGGAGAGGGUCACCUUCGUGGACACGCCCGGAAUCAUCGAGAACCGCAAGCAGCAGGAGAGAGGCUACCCCUUCAACGACGUGUGCCAGUGGUUCAUCGAUCGCGCCGACCUGAUCUUCGUGGUGUUCGACCCCACCAAGCUGGACGUGGGCCUGGAGCUGGAGAUGCUCUUCAGGCAGCUGAAGGGCCGCGAGUCCCAGAUCCGCAUCAUCCUCAACAAGGCCGACAACCUGGCGACCCAGGACCUGAUGAGGGUGUACGGUGCCCUCUUCUGGAGCCUGGCGCCCCUCAUCAACGUGACGGAGCCGCCCAGGGUCUACGUCAGCUCCUUCUGGCCCUACGACUACGCCGCCGAGACCAGCCGCGAGCUCUUCAAGCGCGAGGAGAUCUCCCUCCUGGAGGACCUCAACCAGGUGAUCGAGAACCGCCUGGAGAACAAGAUCGCCUUCAUCCGCCAGCACGGGAUCCGCGUGCGCAUCCACGGCCUGCUGGUGGACCGCUACGUCCAGACCUUCAAGGAGAAGAUGAGCUUCUUCAGCGACCCCGAGCUGGUCUUCAAGGAGAUCGUGGACGAGCCCGACAAGUUCUUCAUCUUCAAGUCCAUCCUGGCCAAGACCAACGUCAGCAAGUUCGACCUUCCCAACCGCGACGCCUACCGCGACUUCUUCGGCGUCAACCCGGUGACCAGCUUCAAGUCCCUGUCGGCCCAGUGCUCCUACAUGGGCGGGUGCCUGCUGGACAAGAUCGAGAGAGCCAUCACCAACGAACUGCCGGACCUGCUCAGCAGCAUCAACUCGGGCAAAAACCCCGGCCUCACCUCCUGCGAGGUCACCGGUUGUGGCGAAAAGCCUAAGAACCGCUACCGGAAAAACUGAGAUAAAAGAGAGAGAGAGAGAGAGAGAGAGAGAGAGAGAGAGAAGGAGGAGUGGGGGGUGGAAGGGGGUGUAAAGGAGAGGUGUAGAUGAGGGGAAUAAGAGAAGAGAGAGGGGGUUGCCGUCGUCCGACCCUGCUCUGGUCGGAGAGCCUGUGUUGUCGUUGGUGGGAGACGGAGGAGACGGAGUCGUUUUGUUGUUGCUGUUUGUUUGUUGUUUUUUCGGAGGAGAAUGAGGGGUGGUGUAUUUAGGGGGUUGAGGAAGGAGGGGAGACAGAUGGAGGGUCGGUGGGGGUGAGAACGGAUGACGAGGCAGCUGGGAGAUAUGUGCUGGAGAGACUAAACGAGCUAGGUACCUGAAAAAUGCCCUCCUCUCUCCCUUGCACAUCCACAGUGGACUGUCUGGGAUAUUUGGCGGGAAAAAACGUACAUGUGAACGAAAAAAAAAAAAGAACAAAAUAAGAAAAAGUUAAAAAUGUAUAAAAACGAAAAACCUGAGACUGAAAACAGUCGAUACCAGCUCCCUUGUAUGUGAAUAAAAUGUGAAAUUGGA
Molecule: messenger RNA, 1806 nt
Organism: Osmerus eperlanus (European smelt)
Lineage: Eukaryota; Metazoa; Chordata; Actinopteri; Osmeriformes; Osmeridae
Gene: srlb
Product: sarcalumenin
Exons: 4
Coding region: 16-1257 (413 amino acids)
Molecular function (GO): GTP binding
Source: RefSeq, a predicted model, not a curated record